ACUGUGAAAUACGCCUCUACGUUUAUGUUCGCGCACUUCGCGGCAUUUUGGCUGCGCGCGCUGUCAUGACAAUUGGGUUUGCUACAUACAGAUCUGCAGGCUAAUAACAGCUGGUAACAAACGAUGACUGCGAGAAACAGAGCGGGCACGUCUGCGCCCCCCAUGCCCUGCUGCCACCCCAGCGGCUUCUCCCGGCAGCCACCCCGCGUGCUGGUUGUGGACACGUCACCGCCCUGGUGGUCGGAGACAAGCUUGGUCUUCUGCGAGGCCCUGGACAACUUCCUGACCCUGGCCAGCAGUCUGGAGGGGCCCGGACGCCUGCCCCUACUGAGCAUCUACGCAGUCAACCUGCAGCAGGAGUGCCUACUGCCCUUCGCGCAGGUGAAGGGCAACCUGGCGCGGCUGCGUCUGUGUGUGGAUGAGCUGCGCUCGCUGCCCGGGGAGGGGUGUGUGCGCUCCCGGGGGACGGUGCUGAGGCGGGCCAUCCUAGACAGCCUGCAGCAGUACAAGCAGUACAGCAGUCACCACACCCACACAGGGGGCGCAGGAGGAGGAGGAGGCAGUGGAGGCAGUAGCAACAUCUCUUUGGAGGUGACGGUGAUGAGCAGCCAGCCGGGUCGUGCACUGGUGCGGGAGCUGGAGGCGGGUCUGCGCGACGCCGACCUGGGCAGCCUGCGGCGCCUCCUAGUGGUGCAGAUGACCACGCAGCAACAGCGGCUGAUGGGCGGCGAGCAGGGAUGGAGCCCCGACACCGACGCACCCUUACCCCACAACCUCGAAGAUGAGGAGGAGAUGAUGCUGGGUACGGAGGUGGAUCUGCAGGUGGUGGAGAGCAGCGUGGUGGCCCUGGAGGGCGUGAUGAAGGCCUGGCUCCACGAGCAGGCCGGGGAGAGGGAACACCUGCACCUGCUGCUGCCCCCCGACAGGACGCACGCCAGCCCCAUCUGCCUGAAGUGUGACAUACAGGAGCGUCUCCUGAGUCCGUGUCUGUUGCCUGACUCCGGCUCCCGGGCGGACCUGGGCCACAAGACCGAGAGCCUUCACAACUUCCAGCCCCCGGCCACCGCCAAGGGCCCCCCCAACCACAACGCCCCUCCUCCACAGAGGCUCAGGGUCAUCAAGACGCUGCUGGCGGAUGGUGUGUGUGAGUCUGUGCUGUACGGUCUGCCCCUGGUGAUCAGGCCUACCACCUGCUGGCAGCUGGACUGGGACGACAUGGAGAACAACCAGCAGCUCUUCCAGGCACUGUGUCAAACACUCAGGGUGCGUGAGUGGUCCCUGCUUGUGUGUACUGAGCCUUCCACUGCUCUGGGUCCCCCAUCUGCCUCCCAAGUCUCCCCUGUGGCCUCCCACUACGUGCUGCAGCCGUCGCCCUCUCUCUCCCUCCUGCUCCUCAAGCCCAUGGCCACCCAGGAGCUGCUGCUGCCCUGCACCGUGCCCGACGCAAACCACGAGCCGCCCAUCGAGGCCCUCUUGACCAUGGAGAACUCUUUGCAGCAGCUGGAGGAGGACCCGGUCUUCAACCCGCUCUGCCUGAGCACCACCCUCUACCAGCACCUCCGCAUGCGCGGCCUCUCCUCCCGCCCGGCACACCCUUACCGCCGCCAGAACCAGAACCAGGCCCAAGCUCAGGCCCAGAGCCAGUUCCAGAACCAGGCGUAUGGCGGAGGCUGGGUGAGUCCCGUCACCGCAAGGCAGCAGCAGCAGCAGCAGCGCAGAGAGCCUCAUCGGCCACCAGAGGGCUCUAUGGGCCGACAGCAGCCUCAGGGACGUCAGUCUCAGCAGGGUCGGGCGAGGGCGACCGUUGCUCCCCUCCCGCCCUCCUCCUCCUCUUUGGGUCCCCCACCAGCCAAGAUGUCACGGCCCUCUCUCACCUUCCGCAAGCCCGGUCCCAUGGCCACCAAACCCCCUGCCUCCUCUCUCCUGGCUGAGCUGGAGGACGAUGAUGACGACGACCUGAUUAUGAUGCUCUAGUUGUCUGAUGAUGCUGCUCCGUCCUCCUCUGCAGCUAUCCACUGCUAGAAGGAGAGCGAGCAGCAUGCUGAGCCCAUGAACCCAGAGAGACCAGUCUUCCGGUACAGUACUACUUCUCAUCUGCUCUCCAUCCCUCUCUCGCGCGCACUGUGUAGGAGUUCAUCAGGCCGUCCCAGAGCGCUGUUGUGGUUUCACAGUUAUUGGUCCCACCUCAUGAAGGAAAGUCCACUCACUGGCCUACCCUCCUUGUUCUUAUUGUUAGUGUUCCCAUCCAUUCAGUAUUAUUUAUCUAUCUAUUUAUUAAUGUAUUUAUUGAAAGAGAAUCUUUUUUUAUCAAUUCUCUAUUUAUAAGAGCGAUGUUGUUGCAAGAUGUUUUUUAAUUGACUUAAGGCUGAAUCCAUUUGCUGUUGGAGCCAUUGGAAUAAAAUCCCUAAGCCGC
Messenger RNA from Engraulis encrasicolus (European anchovy), 2413 nucleotides. RefSeq names its product meiosis 1 associated protein (gene m1ap). The transcript has 11 exons. Gene Ontology annotation, biological process: meiosis I; male meiosis chromosome separation; spermatogenesis. Lineage: Eukaryota; Metazoa; Chordata; Actinopteri; Clupeiformes; Engraulidae. The record is from RefSeq and is a predicted model, not a curated record. The coding region runs from base 124 to 1974 and encodes 616 amino acids.